ACCGUGCUUCACAUCAUGAUCCUGCCAUCAUGAUGUUCCUCAGCAGCAGGCCAUGGAAGGCUUUUAAAGGUAGAGGGUAAAUUAAAACAGCAAAGUGUUGAAAAAUCCUGGAGGACAACUUGAUGCAGUCUGAAGAGAACUGAGACUAGGAGAAGAUUUGUUUUCCAUCAAGAUGAUGAGUCGAAGCAAACAGCCAAAGAUACUCAGAAAUGGUUUAAAGACAACAAGGUGGAAGUUCUUGGAGGCCGAGUCAGAGUCCAGACCUUAAUUCAACUGAGAAUUAGGAAAGUUCUGUUCACUCAGGACUCCUCUGGAACCUGACAGAGAUUGAACAGUUUUAUUUAAAUAAAACAAGGAAAAAUUUCAGCAGACUGGUGCCAAAGGUGAUUCUACUAAAUACUGACUUGAAGGGAAUGAAUACUCAGGCAAAUCACUUGUUUUAUGUUUAAAAUCUUUUAUUUACUGACAUUACUUUGUAGAAAUCUGUUGUACAAUGUCUCCAGCAAGUCUCAGCUAGAAAACAACAACAGCAAAAAAUCAGGGUCUGAUUCAGAACAAACAGAUAAAUGAAAAACAAAAACACAGCUGCAAAGCCAAGCAUGUUUGGCUGAGUUUGGACUUGAGCCAGAAAAGGAGAGGAAUGAAAAACAGAUCAUGAGGCAGCAACAAACCAAACCAGUUCACCUGCACAAAGAGGCGUAGCAGCGUUCUCGGCUAAAUUCCUGAUGUGAGAAUUAAAGCACUGAAGUUCCGCAGAGACAAAAGACAAAACCACAGACAAGACAGACGUUUCAUGAAGGCUUUACUUGUAGAAAUUAAAGGCCUUUGAGAGAUUCAUCAUCCAAAAUCGAGAGUCAUAAUGUCGGCCGCCAGCUGUCUGCUGACUGAAGAGCAGCUUCUGUGCGGCAUCUGUCUGGAUGUCUUCUUCAAUCCCGUCACGUUGCCGUGCGAACACAACUUCUGCAAAAACUGCAUCAUGCAACACUGGGACACCAACAUCCAGUGCCAGUGUCCGUCCUGCAAAGAGCCGUUCUACCGGAGGCUGGACCUGCGAGUCAACACUUUCAUUUCUGAGAUGGCUGCUCAGUUCAGGAAGUCGGCAGGAAGACGAAGCCCCAACUAGCAAGUAGCCAAACCAGGGGAGGUUCCCUGCGACAUCUGCACCGAAAAUAAAAUGAAAGCUCUGAGGUCCUGCCUGGUGUGUCUGGCCUCCUGCUGCGAGACUCACCUGAAGCCUCACCUGACGGCGUCGCGCCUGAAGAGACACCGGCUGACGGAUCCAGUGGAGAACCUGGAAGGGAGGAUGUGCACGAUUCAUGACAAACCUUUGGAGCUCUUCUGCAAGACAGACCAGACCUGCGUUUGCAUGCUGUGUCUGGUUUUAGACCACAAGUCCCACAAAGUCAUUCUGCUGAAAGAGCAGUUAGAAGAGAGGAAGAAGUCGGAUCUCGGCAGGAGGGAAACCAAAAUCCACCCGAUGAUCCAGGAGACACGACUGAAGAUUGAGGAGCUGAAGCGCUUGGCAAAGCUCAGCAAGGAAGCAGCAGAGAGGGAGAUGGCGGAUGACGCUCAGGUCUUCACCGCCCUGAUUCAGUUCUUAGAGAGAGUUUAUUGAUGUUCUUGUGUAAAUAAUCCUAAAUGUUAUUGACCUUAUGACUAUCAGAAUGUGGAAGUACUACUUGUUCUUUCCGGACACACUGAUGACUUUCAGUAGGUGAAAGGAACUUACUGGAAGGAAUCUGAUGUUAAACCACAGCAGGAACCAGUUUUCAGACAGAACUGAGGUGUGGUUCAACACAGCACAACAGCAGAUUGUAUUCAGAGGAACUUUUUCAUGCUAAUACUGUGUUUUUGUCCCUUCGAUCAGAGAAUCUUGCAAUAAAACUUCCGACUCGACAUUCUGGGUGUUUACCACCUGAGGCACAGAAUUGUAAUUUGCCACCAACAAAUCCACAGAUUCCCUGUGAACCGACUUUCUUCAUUUAAUCCGUCUUUUUCUGAUAAUAAUAAUAUUUUGUGUGUCUUUUCCCCCUGUAGUGUUAAUAAAUACACCACGUUUAUUGUC
This is a messenger RNA of Amphiprion ocellaris (clown anemonefish), 2065 nucleotides long. RefSeq names its product tripartite motif-containing protein 29-like. Gene Ontology annotation, molecular function: zinc ion binding. Lineage: Eukaryota; Metazoa; Chordata; Actinopteri; Pomacentridae. The transcript has 2 exons. The record is from RefSeq and is a predicted model, not a curated record. The coding region runs from base 1175 to 1615 and encodes 146 amino acids.